UAAAAGCAGAGAAAAAAGACACCACAAUAAAUAAAUAAAUAAAUAAAUGAAAAAAAUCUCCACAAUAAUUGGUAUCAAAUGCCCCUCGGGAUUCCCACUCUUUCUGAAUUUCAAGAUCUGCUCACUCUCUCUCAUCUCCAUUAUUUAAACAACAGAAACCCUUUUCUACAUUUCCCCACUGGAUGAGAGAAGGGGAAAAAAAAACAGGCAAAACAGCCUAUUAGGGCUUCCGUAUCUGCAGAAAAGUCUCUGAGAAAGCGCAUUUCUCGCGAUUUGGAUUUGUUGCAGCUCUUGGAAUCUAGGGUUUUGGCUGUGGAUUGAGGAUUUAGAGACGAUGAGUUUUUUCAGUUUGGAUGUGGUGGUUUUCGGUUGUUUGAGCGUUUUGGAAGGCCAUUCUGUUGCAAAAAUUGGAUUCUUUGGAGCUCCAGAUGUUGAAAUUUAGGGUUUUGGAUGUGGAUUAGGGCUUUUGUUUAGGUUUAUAGGGUUGUUGAUGCUGAGAUUUUGGGUUUUUUUGUUGUGGAGUGGCUUCAAUGCUUUGAUUCUUGUCGGAUGAUUGCUUUGAUGGUUUGAUCUGCGAUUUAGGCAUGCGGGAGUUGAAAUUUGGGUUUUGGCUCUGAAUAAGGGCAAUUCAACGAUUGGGUUUGAGCUCUGGAGUGUUAUCCGACUUAUCUAAUUCGGCUCUUGAGGCUUAAGGUGAAAUUUAGGGUUUUGCAGGCAUUCUGUUGGUGGGAUUUGUGCAGUUCUGUAUUUGGAGGCCUUUUUUCUUUUUCGGCAGGUGGGAGUCUGGAGCUUUAAUCUGGUAUUUGGGGCUGUUGAAAUAAGAUGAUGCAGUAGGUUUUGAGAGGGGUUUAAGGUGAAGAUGGCGGCUAAUUCUAAUAUGGGUUUUCACCACGGAUUGAUUCCGGCUUCUGCGUUUAACCGCCAUGCGAUUGCGUUCCAAUCUGGGGCUGUAAACAGCUCGACUGGGAUGAUCUCUGUUGGUAAUUAUGGCGGGAUGAACAACAUGGUUGGAACAAUCCCAGAUGGGAAUUCUGGCGGGGCAAGCAAUAUGGGUGGUGUGGUGGUUCCAGGUGGCAGUUCUGCUGGUGGCUUUCUUCUUGAGACAGUGCCGGGGCUCAAGCAUGACACAGGGCUAGCUGUGGAUUGGUCCCCUGAAGAACAGUCGAUACUGGAGGACGGCCUUCUCAGACAUGCCAAUGAAUCAAGUAUUAUGAGGUACAUCAAGAUUGCAUCUGCACUGCAGCACAAGACAGUACGAGAUGUUGCUUUGAGGUGUCGGUGGAUGACUAAGAAGGAUAAUGGAAAGCGGCGUAAGCCGGAAGAUCAUUACAUGGGAAAGAAGAUGAAAGACAGGAAGGAAAAGCUGGUGGAUUCUUCAACAAAGCCAAACGUGCCUCCAUCUCCACAGCCAAGCAUGCCUGCAUAUUCUUUUAUGUUGCAGCAUAUGAACCGCAAUGAUCUCACUUCAUGUGGAGUCCCUGCAGUAAGUGGCAUGACGAGACAUCUCUUAGAUGAAAAUGCUCAAGUUUUUGGCCAAAUCUCAGCUAAUCUUGGAGCAUUUAAGAUACAGGAUAAUAUCGAUCUCUUUUGUCGCACGAGGAACAACCUCAUUGCCAUAUUAAAUGAUAUGAGGGAUAUGCCUGGAAUAAUGAGCCAUAUGCCACCAUUGCAAGUGUCAAUCAAUGAGGAACUGGCCAGUACCAUUCUCCCUGGUACAGUGCAAGCAAGCUCUCAGGCAUUGAUGUUUGGUAGUUCAGGCAGCAUUGAAUUGAAGCAAGAGCCGAGAUGUUAAUGACACGCUGAGAAGAUAGAGAUGCAGUCGUUAUUGUGUAAGUAGAAGAUCUUCAUCUGUAUAAAAUGCGUGAAGCCAGUACGAGCUUCCUUGUGUACACACCACCUCCCACGGAAAGGAAUUCAUUGUAAAGAUCCCAUUUUUGGAAUCUGAAGAAUACCAGAUGAUACUGCACCGAGCCUCAGGUAAUAAAAAGCCUGUCCAUCUCCAAAGUAGAUUUUCUGAUCAGACAGCAUUGUAAGUUAAUGCUCUCAAUUUCAGUUUACAGUGUAUACCAUGUGGGACAGGAAACGGUAAUCUUUUUGGUGCUUGUAACUAAUUAAUUUUCUACUUAUAUUAUUUUCUCUCUCCAGCAACGUCACCGCAUGAGAAUGGACAAAUGACAGAGGAUUAGUCAUUACAUGCACUGUAAAUGGCUUUGAUGAGGAGAUUCAAUUCUGUAUGAUUUUUUGCUGCCUGCC
Magnolia sinica is the source of this 2253-nucleotide messenger RNA. RefSeq lists its product as uncharacterized. The record is from RefSeq and is a predicted model, not a curated record. The coding region runs from base 860 to 1792 and encodes 310 amino acids. The transcript is spliced from 9 exons. Lineage: Eukaryota; Viridiplantae; Streptophyta; Magnoliopsida; Magnoliales; Magnoliaceae.